AGGCAGGUCCACUAUUAAAAGUUAAAAUUCCUAAGGAUAAAGAUGGCAAACCUAAGCAGUUUGCAUUUGUCAAUUUUAAACAUGAAGAAUCAGUUCCUUAUGGAAUGAAUCUACUCAAUGGAAUCAAACUUUUUGGAAGACCCCUCAAAAUUCAGUUCAGAUCAGGUAGCAGUCAUGGAUCUCAAGAUGGCAAGAGUCCAGUUAGUCUUCAGAAUUCCAUGUGCACUCCUAGUCCAUCCAGCACACCAUCCUCCAUUCCAAACAGGUUUGACAGAAGUAUAGGUGGACAGUCUCCAACAGGGUUUCUAACCCCCCAGAUGCAGGCUCCGAGGUCCUUUUCUUCACCUGAUAGCCUACAGAGACAGGCAAUGAUGAACAGCCACAACAUACGACAGCAGCAGUUUAGUAGCAUGGAUUCACCGAUGCUUCAAGCACAUCUCGACUUCCCUUCACCCAUACUACCCAGCCAGGGUCCAUCGCCAUCAAAUUUUCAUUCAGGGCCUCUGUCUUCUGAUCAAGCAUCAGGUCAGCGCAAGAACAGACCACGCUCUCACCCUUAUCAACAGGAGGGAAGGCAGUUUAGCCCUGAACAGCGAUAUGGUGAAUCUAGCUCUGAUCACAUGUAUAGAGGAGGCCGGGAUGACUACCAUGAUGACAGAAGUGCUGAUCGAGCUUUCAGAGGAAGCAGGGAUGAUUAUGAUAGAUCAUUCAGAGGAAAUCGGAAUGACUACCUUGAAGAACAAAGUUCAGAUAGGCCCUUCAGAGGAAACAGAGAUGAGUUUGGUGAUAGGUCUCCUAGUAGUUGGGGUAGAGAUUACAAUCCCAGGAGAGAGAGCCCUAGAGAUGGUAGAUGGUGCAACAGGCAAUAAAACAAAUAGCUGUGUACAAGUAGGCCAUUCAUAUGAUUCUGACAACACCGUUUUCUGUUUUUAUUAUGUUCUGUAUAGUAAGGUUUUAAUUUUUUUAAACUUCAUUGUUAUUUAAAAAAAAAAAAAAAAAAGUUUCAACCUUAAAUUGUGAAUUUUGGGGAUAUGUGGCCAUUGUGAAGUUUCAACAAUUUUUUUAGCAGACUGAUUGGAUGCCUCCAUUCGAUGCUAUGGUAGUCUGCUGAUUCUUAAUAGCAGUGACACAGUUGGAAGAUUUUAAAUUUUAAAAUUGCUUCUUGUGGAAGAAUACAUUCAUUUUUGUAACUUUUGAAUACAAAUUGUAACCUGUAAGUACAGAAACAAAUGUGAGAGUAGCUUUUGUGAGUUAGAAAGGUUAUUGGGUCAAGACUGUAUGUACAAAUGUUUGCAGUACAGAAAUCCUAUACCCUUGUGUCACAUGUCAGUUACCUGUUGUAAGCUAAAAUGUUUUUAUGCUUUUUGGUGUAAAGCCGUCACACUGAUCUUAUAGGUCAGGGGUUUUAGUGGUACCCAACCUUUGUAUUUAGUCUGCCAGAGGUUUUGCCAUUAACAGAUGUGCGUUCUCCAGUGAAAAUUGGUGCAUUUUUCAUUUUAAGACUGCAUUUUGUGUUGUUUUGUGCAUUGUGUCCUGCUGCAGAUGGUUAUAUCAUUGUCCUAAGUUUAAAAAAAAAAAAAAAACAUAUCCUUUAAAAUGGGUGGGGAUUACAAUUUCUAUAUGCUGUACAGGACUUGAUAGGGGAAGUCCAAAGUAAUAAUGGCAGAAAACAUUACAGUACUACUGGUUUAAAGUGAGUCGGGAAGAUAUUUUGACAGUUUAAAAUUUGAAAUAUCAAUGUUUUUUGGCAAGACAUCCUUCACAGUGGCUGUCGAAAUUUCAUUUUUUUAUCAGGUGUGUCCACUAAGAAAAAGUUUGGCAUUUAAAGAACUAAACAGUUCAGGGGGGAAAAGAGAACGCUCCUAAAUAAAUCAGAACUUGCCAGUGGCUUAUACCUACAAUUCAAAUAUGCAAUAAAGCAUUUGGAUUAUUUA
Messenger RNA from Protopterus annectens (West African lungfish), 1934 nucleotides. RefSeq names its product RNA binding motif protein 7 (gene RBM7). The record is from RefSeq and is a predicted model, not a curated record. Lineage: Eukaryota; Metazoa; Chordata; Ceratodontiformes; Protopteridae. The coding region runs from base 105 to 869 and encodes 254 amino acids. The transcript has 4 exons.